UGAUCAGCUGUGUCCAAUCACAGCUGAUCACAUGGCACUGAUGAUCAGUUGCCCUGAUGAUCAAUGUAGCCCCAGCAGUGCCACCUGUCAGUGUUUAUCAGUGCCUUGUGUCAGUGCUCAUCAGUGCCUCGUGCCCAUCAGUGCCACAUCAAUGCCACAUAUCAGUGCCUACCAGUGCACAUCAAUGCCACAUAUCAGUGCCCAUCUGAGCUGCCUUUCAGUGUCACCCAUCAGUGCCAGUCAGUGCCACCUAUCAAUACCAAUCAGUGCCACCUAUCAAUACCAAUCAGUGCCACCUAUCAGUGCUGCCAGUCAGUGCCACCUAUCAGUGCCAGUCAGUGCCGCCUAUCAGUGCGCAUCAGUGCCGCCUAUCAGUGCCUGCCAGUGCCGCCUAUCAGUGCCAGUCAGU
This is a messenger RNA of Staurois parvus, 409 nucleotides long. The record is from the annotation of a GenBank genome assembly. NCBI's taxonomy places the organism in Eukaryota, Metazoa, Chordata, Amphibia, Anura, Ranidae.